AUGGACGAACCCGACUCUCGAGCCGUCUACUAUGCGAAUAAGCUCUCGCCAUCUCGAGGUCUCGCGAUCAUCAAUCCUCGCCGCUCUCUUCGCAUAGAUGAGACUGGGCCACGCCCUGAAGUGGACGUCGGAGAUGUCGUGUAUCUCUGGGACGGGCAGCUGAUCCGCUUAUUCAACUGCUUGAAGGGAAAGGAGGAACAGCAGGCCAUCGAUCCCGACUGCCACUUCCCAGAUCACUUUGAGGUCAUGAAGUACGCCGACACGAGCUCUUUGACGCAAAUCCAAGUGCAUACCAAAGAAACCUGUCCGGGCCCGUUCUUCUCGGGAGGCAUCACUUCUGUGACUGUCUCUGCUGAAGCCGACGUAGCUUCGCAAGCAGACGCGGGUUUCACUUUCACGGCUCAUCGCGAGAAAGGCGCCGUACUUGUCACUUCGAAGACAGUCAGAACCAGAGAAACUCACCAGAUCCCAUCGUUCAGGAAGUACUUGAUUAGGAACUUUGAGCAUUGGCUCGGGGUCAUCGAACCUCUGGGGUUGGGUCUUCGCGCUCAGGACCUGAUGCUGAUCACUCGGGUCGAUACGACGUCUUCGUGGUCAAACCUCACUUUCUGUGAAGGCUCUCUGCAGGGCGAAUUCAGUCUCGGUAUCACGUCCGCGGUCCCAUUCAAUGUCAAGUCGAAAGCCAAAGUGGAGCGUAGUCGCAUGAGUGCGCCUCUCACGGACUCAGGCCCUGGUUCCGAGGAAAGGGAGAAGAUUGUGACUGUGCACCAACAAGACGGCGAUGAAGCUGUCGUCGGGGACACUCCGGGGAUGGCCAAGAAGGGCGCCAAAAAGAAGAAGAAGAAGGCGAAGCACAAGGCGAAAGGUCUCCAUGACGUUACCGCUGGCUCCCGGUCUGUGGAUGAGGCACUACCCGCAGCCGAGCCCGAACGCUUGAACCAAGUUAUAUUCGUGCGCGGUUUUCGGGGCAAGAAGCGCCGCUUGAUCCGAGACUUGGUCCCCGAGAAGAUAGAGGGAAACGCGGAUCCCACAGAACUCAAAAAGCAUGAUGGACCCCCAGCUGACGAUGACGAUUCUGCGUUGAUUCUGGACGAUAUCGGCGAUACAAACCCAGUAUUUGACGACUUCCUUAUGCCUAUCCUCGACUUUAUUCUUGAGAACGACGACGUAGAUCUAGCUGUCGCUCAUACUGACGAUCAUGCUACAUAUGAGCAACUCUUACCGCACUACCAUCAAUCGAAAGGCCUCGUGAAUUGUUUUCGGCGUGACUCGGUGAACGGGGUCGUGGCUGGUAUCUUGGACUUGCAGGGAGACCACAAAGGAUCGGGGCCUGGUGACGCUGUCGACGACCAAGAUAAGAUCGCCUAUGAGACCAAGGAAGAGCUCCCUGAGCAGGGCCGUCCACUGAGGGAUUUUGAGACCGCGAUAUCGAUGAAUCGCCGCGCGGUCGAGCUCACAGUCGAUGGACACCUCGAGAAAUCGGCCCGGUUGCAUAGCUUUGACGAUUCACUAAAUAGUCGCUUCAAGCGCCUGGACGAGCUCGAGGAUCUAGGGGUUACGAUAUCGACGAGCUGCCGCACCAUUGAGCUCACGCCGGAUGGAGACCCUGGCAAGCCAGUCUUAUUGAGCACCGUCGGUUCCGCCCUUCAAAGCCGGUUCAAGCUCCUCGGAGAGCUCGAGGAUCUGGAGGCCGCGAUAUCAACAAUCCGCUACGCCGUCGAGCUCACGCUGGAAGAAGACCUCGGCAAGGCGGCUCUAUUGAAUAGACUUGGUUAUACCCUUCAAAGUCGAUUCAAACGCCUCGGCAAGCCCGAGGAUCUGGCCGCUGCGAUAUCCACGAUCCGCCGCGCCGUCGAGCUCGCGCCGGAUGGAGACCCCGUCAAACCAACUUUGUUGAACAACCUCACUAUCGCUCUACAAAAUCGAUACAAGCUCCUUGGCGAUUACGAGGAUCUGGAGGCUGCGAUCUCGAUAAAACACCGUGUCGUCGAGCUCACACCGGAUGGAGAUCCCGGCAAAGCGGCUCUUUUGCAUGCCCUCAGUAUUGCUCUACAGAGCCGGUUCGAGCGCUUUGGCGAGCUCGGAGAUCUCAAUGCCGCGAUAUCAACGAGCCACCGCGCCGUAGAGCUCACGCCCGACGGACACCCGGAGAAGCCGGCUUUGUUGAACAGUCUUGGCAACGCUCUACAAAGCCGGUUCGAGCGCGUUGGCAAGCUCGAGGACCUGGACGCCUCAAUAUCAACGAGCCGCCAUGCCGUGAACCUCACGCUCGACGGAGAUCCUGAGCGACCGGCUUUGUUGAACAAUCUCACCAUUGCUCUACACAGUCGAUAUGAGUGCGUUGGCGAGUCCGAGGAUCUGGAGAAUGCGAUUUCGACGACUCGCUACGCCGUCGAGCUCAUACCAGAUGGACACCCUGAGCGGCCGGCUUUAUUGAACAGCCUUGGUAUUGCUCUACAAAGCCGGUUCGAGCGCAUCGGAGAGAUCGAGGAUCUGGAGGCCGCGAUCUCAGCAAGCCGCCUCGCCGUCAAGCUCACAUCGAAUGAACACACCGACAAAGCGGGUCGACUAAACAAUCUCAGUAUCGCUCUACGAAGCCGCUUCGAGCGUGUUGGAGAGCUCGCAGAUCUUGAGGCUGCGGUAUCGACGAGCUACCGCGCCGUUGAACUCACGCCGGAUGAACACCCCGGCAAACCGGCUUUGCUAAACAACCUCGGAAACGCUUUGAGAAGUCGGUACAAACACCUUGGCGAGAGCGGAGAUCUGGAGACCGCGAUAUCAACGAGCCGUCUUGCUGUCGGGCUAACGCCGGUUGGACACCCGAACGGCCCGGCUUUAUUGAAUAACCUCGGUGUCGCUCUACAAAGUCGGUUUCAGCGUUUUGGGGAACACGCAGAUUUUGAGGCAGCGAUCUCGAUGAAAGAACGCGCCGUCGAGCUCACGCCCGAUGGACAUCCCGAGAAACCGGCUCGGUUACAUAGCUUCGGCGACGCACUAUACAACCGCUACAAGCGCCUUGGCGAGCUUCAGGAUCUGAGGACUGCACUUUCGAUGAAACGCCGCGCCGCCGAGCUCACGCCCGAUGGACAUUCCGGCAAACCAGCUCUGUUGAACAGCCUCAGCAACGCUUUACAAAGCCAUUUCGAGCGCAUUGGCGAGCUCGUUGAUCUGGAGGCCGCGAUAGCAGCGAGUCAUAGCGCUGUAGAGCUGACCCCCGAUGGACACCCGGAGAAACCGGCUUUGCUGAUCAGUCUCAGUAAUGCUCUACAAAGCCGGUUCAUGCGUCUUGGCGAGCUCCAAGACCUGGAGGCUGCGAUAUCGCUGCGUCGCCGCGCCGUCGAGCUCACACCCGACGGUCACCCUGCCAAACCGGCUCGGCUACAUAGCUUCGGUGACGCACUACAUAAGCGGUUCGAGCAUCUUGGCGAGCUCCAAGACCUGGAGGCUGCGAUAUCGACGGAUCGCCGCGCCGUCGAGCUCACACCCGACGGUCACCCUGCCAAACCGGCUCGGCUACACAGCUUCGGUGACGCACUACAUAAACGAUUCGAGCAUCUUGGCGAGCUCCAAGACCUGGAGGCUGCGAUAUCGACGAGUCGCCGCGCUAUCGAGCUCACGCCUGAUGGACACCCUGAAAAACCGGCUUUAUUGAACAGCCUUGGUAACGUUUUUCAGCACCGGUUCGAGCGUCUUGGCGAGCUCCAAGACCUGGAGGCUGCGAUAUCGCUGCGUCACCGCGCCGUCGAGCUCACACCCGACGGUCACCCUGCCAGACCGGCUCGGCUACAUACAUCAACAAACCAGCAAUCCCAUACAGGUUCUUCAAGUUGCAAGAGCCCCAAGAGCCCCAAGAAGUCUAAGAAACCUAAGCGACGGAAAGAACUUCCAGGGUCCGGCCUGGGCGGGUCCGGCGACCGCCGAGGUAAUUCUCGCACCGCCGCCCUGCCGCCGCCCAUGAUUUUGUCGUAG
This is a messenger RNA of Peniophora sp. CBMAI 1063, 3969 nucleotides long. The record is from the annotation of a GenBank genome assembly. Lineage: Eukaryota; Fungi; Basidiomycota; Agaricomycetes; Russulales; Peniophoraceae.